GGAGCUUCAUGCGCGCAGUACGUGACGUGUCCGUGAAGGGGCGGGGAGUUACCGGCUCCGGGCUCGCGGAGGUUCCCAGGCGAGGUAAACCGACCUCGGCGGGGCCGUCCGGAGAGGAGCAGCUGCCUGCUCCUGCUGGCUCGUUGGGCCGCUGGCCUGCUCCCGGUCAUGUCUCUGAGAAGCAGCCUCUCGAGGCUUCUUCAGAAGCAGGCGCAUUCCGUGCUCAAGAAAUCCGUUCACUCGGUGGCCGUGAUCGGAGCCCCGUUCUCCAAGGGGCAGAAACGAAGAGGAGUCGAACAUGGUCCUGCAGCCAUAAGAGAAGCAGGGUUAUUGAAAAGGCUCUCCAACUUGGGUUGCCGGGUAAAUGACAUGGGAGAUCUGCAUUUCACCCCUGUGACCAAUGAUGAGCUCUACAACAAUCUGAUUGUGAACCCUCGCUCAGUGGGCCUCGCCAACCAGGAGCUGGCAGAGGCAGUUAGCAGGGCUGUCUCUUCUGGUCACCACUGCCUUACUAUGGGAGGAGACCACAGUUUGGCAAUUGGUUCCAUUAGUGGCCAUGUCCAGCACUGCCCAGAUUUAUGUGUUAUCUGGGUUGAUGCUCAUGCUGAUAUCAACACACCCCUUACCACUUCGUCUGGGAGUCUGCAUGGACAGCCAGUCUCCUUCCUUCUCAGAGAACUGCAGGACAAGGUGCCAUCACUCCCAGGCUUCUCCUGGAUCAAGCCCUGUCUCUCGUCCCCAGAUAUCGUAUACAUUGGCCUAAGAGACGUGGAUCCUGCUGAACACUUUAUUCUUAAAAAAUACGACAUCUUGUACUUUUCAAUGAGGGACAUUGACCACCUUGGAAUCCAGAAGGUCAUGGAACAGACAUUUGACCAGCUGAUUAGCAAAAAACAAAGACCAAUUCAUCUAAGCUUUGAUAUUGAUGCUUUCGACCCAUCACUGGCUCCAGCAACAGGGACUCCUGUUGUGGGUGGACUGACUUAUCGGGAAGGCAUGUAUAUUGCAGAGGAGAUACAUAAUACCGGUUUGCUGUCGGCCCUGGAUCUAGUUGAAGUCAAUCCUCUCUUGGCUACUUCAGAGGAAGUGAAGGCCACAGUUGGGCUGGCUGUGGAUGUGAUCGCUUCGAGCUUCGGCCAGAAGAGGGAAGGACGGCACGAUGGCUAUGACCAUCUCCCCACUCCAAGUUCACCAGAUGAAUCAGACAGUGAAGAAUGUGUUCGAAUUUAGGGAGCUGGUAUUUUUUCCACGGGGUUCUUUCACAAUAGGCAUUCCAGAGUUCUAUA
Messenger RNA from Phascolarctos cinereus (koala), 1286 nucleotides. RefSeq names its product arginase 2 (gene ARG2). The record is from RefSeq and is a predicted model, not a curated record. Gene Ontology annotation, molecular function: arginase activity; manganese ion binding. Gene Ontology annotation, cellular component: mitochondrion; cytoplasm. NCBI's taxonomy places the organism in Eukaryota, Metazoa, Chordata, Mammalia, Diprotodontia, Phascolarctidae.